AUCUUUUUUAAAUUUCUUCUUCUCUACUAUCUCCUAAUCGCUUCCUCUACUUUCCUUGUUCGGUUUCCUUUGCUUAUUCGAUAGGAAUUGAAGGGAUGAUUCACAAGAUUGUAGACACGAUUGCAGGGAAGGAAACCCAAACCAAGUUGAAUGAUGAGAUGGGCGGGAAGACGAAGAUCAGAGGAACGGUUGUGUUGAUGAAGAAGAACUUGCUGGAUUUCAAUGACCUCCACGCUUCGGUCCUCGAUCGGUUUGAUGAGUUACUUGGCGAAGGAGUUGCAUUGCAGCUCAUUAGUUCUGUUAAUGCAGACCCAGUCAAUGGGAUGCGAGGCAAGGUUGGAAAGGCUGCUUAUUUGGAAGAGUGGAUUACAACCGUGACACCGUUGACGGCCGGUGCAUCGUCAUUCAAGGUCACCUUUGAUUGGGACGCUGAUAUCGGAGUUCCGGGAGCUUUCAUUAUUAAGAACUUUCAUCACAGUGAGUUCUUCCUCAAGACUGUCACGCUCGAAGACGUUCCAGGAGUGGGUCGCCUCCACUUCCUCUGUAAUUCUUGGAUUUACCCGGCUAAGCGCUACAAAAAUGAUCGGGUUUUCUUCACCAACCAGAGCUACCUACCAGCUAAAACGCCAGAACCCUUGCGCAAGUACAGGGAGGAAGAGCUUGUUAAUCUUAGAGGAGAUGGAACCGAAGAGCUCCAGGAAUGGGACCGAGUCUAUGAUUAUGCUUACUACAAUGACUUAGGUGAUCCUGACAAGGGUCCUGAAUACGCCCGUCCCAUCCUUGGAGGUUCCACAGAGUACCCAUAUCCUCGUAGGGGAAGAACUGGCCGGAAACCCACCAUGACAGAUCCUAACUCAGAAAGCAGAUUGCCGCCACUUCCCAGUCUGGACAUUUACGUCCCCAGAGAUGAACGGUUUGGUCACCUGAAGAUGUCGGAUUUCCUUGCAUAUGCGCUGAAAUCCCUGGUUCAAUUCUUGCUCCCGGAGCUGAAAGCUUUAUGUGACAAAACCCCUAACGAGUUCGACACUUUUCAAGAUGUGUUUAAUCUCUAUGAAGGAGGAACCCAGCUACCCAGUGGUGCAUUUGAUCGUCUCAAGGACGCAAUCCCCUUCGAGAUGCUCAAAGAACUUUUCCGGACCGACGGUGAACAGCUCCUCAAAUUCCCUUUGCCUCAAGUUAUCCAACACGAUAAGUUUGCUUGGAGGACAGACGAAGAAUUUGCAAGAGAAAUGCUCGCUGGAGUGAACCCAAUUUGCAUCUGCGGUCUUCAAGAGUUUCCACCGGCAAGCAAGCUUGAUCCUAAAUUAUACGGCAACCAGACUAGUUCGAUAACCAGAGAACAUAUAGAGAAUAACCUGAAUGGGCUGCUAUCAGUCGACGAGGCUAUUAGGAAGAAGAAGCUAUUCAUAUUGGAUUAUCACGAUGCAUUGAUUCCUUACCUGGAGAGGAUUAAUUCGACUAUCACAAAAACCUAUGCAUCCAGAACAAUCCUCUUCCUGAAAGAUGAUGGGACCUUGAAGCCGUUGGCUAUUGAGUUGAGCUUACCACACCCACAAGGAGUGCAACAUGGUUCAGUUAGUAAGGUCUUCACUCCAUCCGAACAUGGCGUCGAGGGUUCAAUUUGGCAGCUGGCUAAAGCUUAUGUUGCUGUUAAUGACUCCGGCUAUCAUCAGCUCAUCAGCCACUGGUUGAACACUCACGCGACCAUUGAGCCAUUUGUGAUUGCAACAAAUAGACAGUUGAGCGUGCUACAUCCGAUCCAUAAGCUCUUGCAUCCUCAUUUCCGGGACACACUGAACAUAAAUGCCUUGGCCCGGCAGAUUCUCAUCAAUGCUGGUGGAGUGCUUGAAAAGACUGUGUUUCCGGCAAAAUUUGCCAUGGAAAUGUCUUCCGUGCUCUACAAGAGCUGGGUCUUCACGGAUCUGGCACUCCCAGUAGAUCUCAUCAACAGGGGUAUAGCAAUUCCAGACAGCAACAGCCCCCAUGGCCUCCGCCUUCUCAUUGAAGAUUAUCCCUAUGCCGUUGAUGGACUCGAAAUAUGGUCCGCCAUUGAAAGAUGGGUCCAUGACUACUGUUCUUACUAUUACCCGAACGAUGACUUGAUCCAGGGUGACUCUGAACUCCAAUGCUGGUGGACUGAGCUCCGCAAUGUGGGGCAUGGCGACAAGAAGGACGAGCCAUGGUGGCCCAAGAUGCAAACGCUUUCGGACUUGACCCAAACAUGCACAAUCAUCAUAUGGGUAGCCUCAGCCUUCCAUGCGGCAGUGAAUUUCGGACAGUAUCCUUAUGCAGGCUACCUCCCCAACCGUCCGACUAUAAGUCGUCGGUUCAUGCCUGAGCCAGGGACUCCUGAUUAUGCUGAGCUUGAGUCAAACCCUGAUAAGGUCUACCUGAAAACAAUUACAGCCCAGCUCCAAACCCUCCUUGGUGUGUCCCUCAUAGAGAUAUUAUCCAGGCAUUCCUCUGAUGAGGUCUAUCUAGGCCAAAGAGAGAGUCCUGAGUGGACAUCAGAUGCAGCAGCACUGGAAGCAUUUGAGAGAUUUGGAAAGAAACUUGUGGAGAUCGAGAACAGAAUCAUAGAGAUGAACAAUGACAAACGGUGGAAAAACCGAGUAGGGCCUGUCAAAGUGCCAUACAUGCUGCUGUAUCCUGACACCUCAAACUAUACCGGUGUUGGGGGGCUGACUGGUAGGGGAGUCCCCAACAGCAUCUCAAUCUAAACCAUCCUACUUCUGGACAAAGUGUAAGUUUUCAGCUAUAUAAUCCAAAAUUAUAUUGUUCUACCUACAAAUUAAUAGGUAUAUAUAUAUAUUCUGCAAGGCUUUGCUGGUUACGAGCAGUAAGUUUGGGAUGCAGGAGAGGAGAGAAAGAAAAUCGUAACUUAGAAGACCGCAGGACUUCUGCAGGCAAGUUCCUGUUAACAUCACCAAAGAUAAACCCAUCUCAAUUCCCUUAAUAACAAUCAUCCAUACAGUCUCUCUGUUGCUUUCUCAUGCGUCUGGUCAAACAGGUGGAGCCAUCUUGUGCUUGUUUGGAUUGCUUUAGUGGGUACAUGAAAUGUACUAUAUAUGGAUGUAUAAGCCUUUCGUUACAAGGGAUUCACUAAUCCACAGUACAACAUACAGUAUUAAGAAGCUCUUUUACUUUCA
Messenger RNA from Nelumbo nucifera (sacred lotus), 3149 nucleotides. Its product is annotated as putative linoleate 9S-lipoxygenase 5. Gene Ontology annotation, biological process: lipid oxidation. NCBI's taxonomy places the organism in Eukaryota, Viridiplantae, Streptophyta, Magnoliopsida, Proteales, Nelumbonaceae. The record is from RefSeq and is a predicted model, not a curated record. Gene Ontology annotation, molecular function: metal ion binding; oxidoreductase activity, acting on single donors with incorporation of molecular oxygen, incorporation of two atoms of oxygen; protein binding.